This is a messenger RNA of Didymodactylos carnosus, 780 nucleotides long. The record is from the annotation of a GenBank genome assembly. NCBI's taxonomy places the organism in Eukaryota, Metazoa, Rotifera, Eurotatoria, Philodinida, Philodinidae.
AUGAUUCAAAUAAAUUGCAUAUUAUUAGGCAAAACGGAUGCUGGUAAAACUACUCUUAUUGAAACGUUGAAAAAUCCAGAAUAUGUGAAUACUCAGUCAACGUUAUAUACUGCAACAAAUAAUGUUGCAUCACAGACAAUUACAGUGGCAUCUGAUAACAAUAAAUUGUACGAAGUAAAGAUUGUCGAUACUCCAGGAUUGAACGACGUUAGAAACGAUAUUUAUAAUCAGUAUAGCAACGAGGAAAAACUUAAAUUAAUUCGAAAUCAUCUAUUUCAAACGGACUACACUUUUAUUGGCUUGGUGUUCGAUAUGAAAAGUAUUAUUCAGGAAGAUUUAGCGUCGUUUCGGAUAUUACGAGAAUAUUUAGGUGAAACAUUAACAUGGAAAACAUUGCUUAUUAUAACACAUUGUGAGAACAAACGUGCAGAAGAUUUGAGACAAUUCGAUUUACAAUUACAAGGGGAAAAUCUUGGUGAAUUGGUUUCCUUUUGUAAACUUGGUCAUGUAUAUACAGGUGCAUUAAACUCGGAAGUUUUACGAUAUUCGGGUGUUCGAGAGCCGAUGCUUGAAAACGUUAUGAAACUACGCAAAGAUCUUUUGGCAAAAGUUAUUAGUUUUGAUAAAUCGCCGCCGAUGAUGAGCAACCGAAAUCGUUCUGAUGAGAGAGAGCCGCUGAUACUACAGAGAAGAAGGGCGAAAAGUCAUUAUUGUGAUUGUUGCUGCGAAUGCUGUCGGGAUUGUUGUAAUUACAUUUGUGAUUAUUGCACGAUUCUUUAA